GAAUAAUGUUAAAAUAAAUAGGUUUAAAAAUAGAAUAUUUCAAGAAAAAUAAUUUUACAACAUGAAAUUUGUAGUAUUAUGGGGGGUAUUUUAGAAGCAUUACAUUGAAAUAUUAAAUAAGUGAUACAUAUGAGAAAUAAACCAAAGAAUAAAGAAGCAACGUUUAGAAAAAAAAUGGUAAAAUGUAGUAUUUGGGUUAUUUUCAUAAAAUUGUGAGCUAUUUAUAUUUUUACAAUGAUGUAAUAUUACUGCUGCUUGUCAUUGUAUUAUAUUAUUGUGGCGUAGUAUUAGAAUAGACUCAUAGUAUAAGUAUUUGUUUUCAGUGUGGCCCUUUUUUGUACAAAAGACUUCUCACCAUGUAAGAAAGACGUCUGCUAUUUAAUAUUUCAUCUGAUGUGUGCAAAAAGACACCAGACAGAAAGGAAUACAGUCAUGUUGCUAAAAAAAAAACUAACUAGAAAAGAUGCUAAUCUUACACAAGAUGAUAACAUCCAUAUUGUCAAGACAUCUAUAGGUUGUUACCAGCCAAAGUAGUUUACAGCAAAGUAGCGUUGUGCGACGGGAUGCCGGCUAGCGCCUCCCUGGCGUCCCCAAGGAUUCUCCAUCAGCGUCUACAUUGCCAUAGUCGGGUAGCUCGCUGGAUAUGUGGAUUUCAACUGUGCUAGAUUCUGAACCUAGCAAGACAAACACGGGAGGAUUAGCCAUUUUAGUUCAUAGUUGCAUCCAGACGGGAACGGAUAACUGAGUGAUGUAAUACACAAGGCACACCUGCGUGUGGCGCUGUGGGCAGAUACGCGGACUGAACCACGUGACACACCAUGUCAUAGAAGAAGAACGGAUACGCAAAAGUUCUUCGUUUUCGGCUUUUAAAGGCUCGUCGAAACGUACGAAAGAGUGGAAUUACAUUUGCCUCAUUCUGGGACUGUAAGACAAGAAAAUACCGGGAGAACGUCGCCUUCGGUGAGUCCUGGUGCUCAAAAUAUUCAGAUAUUAUAUUGGCUUGUCGUCAAAGUUUACUUCUGGUCACGGGGAUGUGACGUCAUUGUUUUAGAAUUGUGGCGCGAGUCCAUACGGCACGUGACUACCCAAUUCGUACCCGGAAAACAAUCGGAAAUGAGAAGAUUGGGACAAAAGGCUGGAGGAGCAAGAGAAGACAUCUACUGUAUUACCUCCACCAAGCACAAAAGACGGCGGCGCUUCACCUGAUCCCCGCAGACGUCUUCACCACCAGGAACACAUCCACGGCAUAGCAGAACGUCCACCAGAAAGAAGCGCUGUAGAACAACUGGAUCCACAUCUGCAAACAUUAUGCAACACGGCCGUCAAUGCAAGCAAGGCUUGGUCUACAUCUGAGAUGAAAAUGAUGCGCUGCGACGCGUACGGCACUGCCCAGGCAGAAGACGUCCGGCCAGACGUCGGUGCUGUUGACCUCUGAGAUCUGCGCCACGGUGCUGGGCAGACCCAUCCAUAGAGAUGACCUCAAAAGGAUCCCUGGAGGAGGGUGAUGAUGAAGAGUAUCCGUGAGGAGGAUGCAGGUCUGGGCAGAGGGUACUGUCCCAGUCUCCUGUAGCCUUUCCUCUUGGGCAGGAUCUGCAGGACGGUGAAGACCAGGCUCAGGGCGGCGCUGCCCACCGUUAGCGCUCCGAACAGAUCCGGCUGGAAAGUCACCAUCAAGUCGGUGGCCGAGUCCCGGUUCGAGCAGCAGAAGGUCUCCAAACGAGGGGAUGCCAUGACGCGCUGUGCACACCCAGCCGGGGCUGCUGGCUCCCAACGGAAGGAAGGAAGGAAGAAAGGAGGAGAAAAAAGGGGGCAGGAACUGGGCUCCAUGUUGGCCACACAGGCGGGAGUCCGGGAAGACCCAGACCAGGAGAGUCUUCCAAACAUGUUUGGUGUCACAUGUCAAAAGUCCCAACCUGUUGAGCGAGGCUCCGUUGUCUGUUGGCUAAGACCCGCCCACAGCCUGCUUCCUGGAGGGCAAAUAGCUGCUCUGAAGAGGAAAUGACAUCACAGCGCUGAGCGAGCUGCCACACACACACACACACACACACAGAGAACAAAAUGAAGACCAGAUGUAUUUGAGGCAUGCUUCCACUUUGACACGGUGGAAAAGAGGAGAGACGGAAAAACAAGUUUAGUGACAAGGACAAGAUGUCAGGAGGACGUGAAGAGACACCGCCGGGCAGUCAAAGUCAAGCUGCUGUUUUCUUCUCCAAUCCUCUGAUGAGUGAUGUGGAAUCAGACUGGGCUCCCAUUCACGAUGCUGCAUUUAAUGGACGCGUCCUUAACCUGCACAGGCUCAUUGCUCAGGGUGCACGCGUGAACCUGAGCACGCUGGACCGCGUCACCCCCCUCCACGGCGCGUGUAUUGCGGGCCAUGCGUCCUGUGCUAAGCUUCUGCUGCAAAACGGCGCCCAUGUCAACAGUGUGACGUUAAACGGACAAACGGCGCUAUCGGAAGCCUGCUCCCGAGGUCAUGUGACCUGCGUAUCGCUGCUCCUUCGGCACGGAGCGAGCACAUCGGGGAGCGAUGCGCCGAUGCACGCGGCUGCGGCCAAAGGUUACCCAGAAUGCAUCGAGUCUCUCGCCGAGCACGGCGCUGACCUGGAUUAUAACAUCGACCAAUCAGGCGCCCCUCUGCACGUGGCGUGCUCCAAUCAGCAGAUGACCACCGUGAGGAAGCUUCUUCAUCUUGGUGCUAGUGCAAACAGUCGUGGUUCAGGGGAAUCGCCCCUGCACAUCGCCGCUCGUCUGUCCAAUCCAGACAUGGUGUCGGUGCUGCUCAACCACGGGGCGGACGCCUCCAUGCGGAACCCGGACGGGAAGCGGCCCCUGGACCUGGCGCCCCCCGACAGUGCGGUAGAGAGGCUGCUCAGGCAAAGUGGAGGGGUGCCCCCGCUGAUGCAGCUGUGCCGCCUGCACAUCAGGAGGACUUUAGGCAAGCAGAGACUGGUUAGGAUUUUUGACCUUCACCUCCCCACAGAACUCGAACACUAUCUUCUCCACGUGUCACACUAGAGAGGGUGCGGUUCUCUACUUGGCCAACAGAGGGAGCGCUUACAUAAUAUUUGAUGCUGAUCUCACACACGGGAGCCUCUGUGGACUAAGUUGAUUCUCAGGAGCCCACUGGAGAAGACAAGUGUGUUUUAUAGUCAAAGUCAGAAGGUCAUCAUCAUCAUCAUCAUCAUCAGUCCUCACGGCCAAAAAUGUUGCAUUCAUGAGCUGCCACACGCUUCCUUUCUCUGCUGCUUUCAUUUCUUCUUCUUGAUUCCCUCCUUCAACAUUUUGGAGCCUUUUUCUCACCAAACCUGACAACGUAGCGUAGUGCAACCCGGGAUAGGUAGAGGUCACUCAGGUCGAGCGAAUGAGGAAGGUGACCAAGGUGAGUUUGACAGCAAAAUAUAAGCCCCCCCCCCGUCAAAAAAAACCUAUAUUGUGCCUUGAUGAUGUGUCACUGUGUGAAAGAGCACACUAUCCCACUUCACAAACAAUAGGGGACCAGAUAAAGUGCCUUGAGGGACACCAACGCUAACGCCACCUUUCGCUAUAGCAAAAAACAGGUAAUCCUUUCCCUUGCCCACCCCCCCAAAAAAACCCCAACCAAAAACCAGGUAAUCCUUUCCCUUGCCCCCCACCCCCAAAAAAACCCAACCAGAAAACAUGUAACCCUUUCCCUUGCCCCCCCCCCAAAAAAACCCCAACCAAAAAACAGGUAAUCCUUUCCCUUGCCCCCCACCCCAAAAAAACCCAA
This is a messenger RNA of Doryrhamphus excisus (bluestripe pipefish), 3748 nucleotides long. Lineage: Eukaryota; Metazoa; Chordata; Actinopteri; Syngnathiformes; Syngnathidae. The record is from RefSeq and is a predicted model, not a curated record.